This is a messenger RNA of Planococcus citri (citrus mealybug), 1358 nucleotides long. RefSeq lists its product as uncharacterized. The coding region runs from base 104 to 1219 and encodes 371 amino acids. Lineage: Eukaryota; Metazoa; Arthropoda; Insecta; Hemiptera; Pseudococcidae. The transcript is spliced from 2 exons. The record is from RefSeq and is a predicted model, not a curated record.
AGUUUUAUCAAUUUUUUCAAAUAGGUAUUUAGUUAUAUUUUAAAGCGUAGAUAAACGUGAUUUUUGAUCUGAUUUUCAUUUUACUCUUUGCUAACAUACGAGUAUGAGCAUAAAAUUACCCGCAUUUCAGAUUUUACUCGGUUUUUGGUUGGUCAAUAAUGUGCAAAAUGAAAGUGGUGGACAGACGUCUGCAAAAAGCUUUUCUGAUGAGUUUAAAGAAUACAUUGAACAACAGAAUCUAUCUUUGACUCCUGGCAGCUCCAUUCAUGACGUGUUUAAGAAUAUUUUUCAUAAUGCACGUAUUUUGGAGGAUCAGAAUCGUAUUUUGGUAGAUCAGAAGCGUGAUUUGGAGAAUGACAAAGCCUGUUUAAAAAAAGAACUCAACUUUUGGCAAAAAGAGUUUCAAGAACAAAGUAAAUUCAUGCCUCACGUUUACUUCAUCUGUGCCAUGAACUUCAUACUGACCAGAGGAACGGAGAUUUUCAAAAACAUAGCCGGUGUUAGGUAUCUUGUAUUAUGUACCCCUUUAAAACCAUGGCCACCCCGUAUACAAAAAUUACGCCGAGAAAAAGACGAAUACGAUGAAGAAAAACCAGGCCGAAUGUACUUGAAACGCCUAGGUCAAAAAAGAAAGAAAUCAGAUUUCGAAUCUUACAACAAGUGGUUCACUUACGUGACAGAAAAUCCUAUAUUUUUAUCGUUCCACAAAGAUGGGAAAAAUAUAAGCGACGAUGAAUGGAAAAACCUUACUAGGAAGUGGAGGACUGUUGCUUUCCAUCUGCAAGGAAACUUGACCCAAUAUUAUAACAGAUUGGAUCCAAAAAUCAGGAAAGAGAGGUACGACGACGAUUUGAGAAACUUUUUGCAUACGUUUUCGGCUGUAAUUCAGCGUGGGCAUAGAUUAUCGUGUUAUUUUCUCGACUCGAUGCAUUCCAAGAUUCUGGCAGAGUUGAAUAAUGUGUAUCCGAAUGGAACGAGGGUCUUUUUAGAAACAGCUUUUGGAAAUGUUGAACCGAACUGGUAUUUUUCCAUGGAACAUAUCGAUAUGUUCAACGUGUUGAUAAAUGCUACACAUAAUGAGCCUGUGGGGGAAGAAAUUGAUUAUAUGUUUCCCGCCUUAAAGAUACGGUUAUCUGAAGAAGAUGAUGGGUUUAUUUUGCCGGGUAAGAAGGAUUGUUGGAAAGCGUCCAUUUCAGUAUUAGCAACACCUUUGAAGUAAUUACCUAUAGUAUGUCUAGUUAUCUACAGAUCUUACUAGUUUUGCUGUCUAUAUCGAUGAUUUAUUGUAGAUACUUUUUUGUUUUCGUUCUCAUGUUCUCGUUUUUUUUUUUUUUACUUGACAAUAAAGUUAUCAGGCC